AUGAAGGUUAUCCUCCUUGGCUUGGCGGCCGCUGCGGUUGCCACAGACCAAACCAACCGUGCGACGUAUGGUAAACAACCUGCCUAUGGCGCGUACAAGCCCCCGUCGCAGCCCGCCUACAACCGUCAACCCAGCUACAACCAAGAUGGCUACGGCAAGCAGCCCGCCUACGGCCACAACGUCGACGACAAGCAGCCGGACUACGGCUACGGCAAGCAGCCCAGCAAUGGCUACGGUGACAACCACGGCUAUGGUGACUAUAGCGGCGACAUCGAGACGGCGCCCAUCUCGGACGAAGACCGCUUCCGUCGCUUCUACGACAACCUGAAGAUCUGCAAGGCCGAGAACGCGCUCGAGAGCUGCAUCAUCUCGUCUGCGUCCCGCGCCGACUGCAUGAGUGCGGCGCGCAUCAAGCAGUGCACGUCGUCGUUCAUCACGGGUCUCUGCUCCGACUUGGAGACGACGACGACCAAGGCGUUCGACAACGGCUACGUCAAGUGCUCGGCCGACACGUGCACGGACGCGGCGCUGGCCGACUCGCUCCUCGUGUACAACAAGCUGCUCCGCGACGUCAACACGGCGCUGGACGUGACGCCGCAGUUUGACCAGUGGUCGUUCACAACGAUCAAGCUCGCCCUCGCGAGCACGCGCAACCACGCCGACUGCGUCAUCAAAGGGUUCCUUAACUACCUCGACGGGUGCGCGGCGUCGUCUGAACUGCCCAAGCGCGACCUUGUGUGCCUCGACGAGGCGCUCAACAACGGCAAGUGCGAGUGGGGGCGUGAGACCGCGGACGGCUGGAACUUGGCGCAGUUUCUCAAGACGUACGGCCAGGUGGCGUUCAACAACGUCGUGUCGUCGAUGCAGCACCGGUUCGGCGUCUCGAACGAGCGUGGCAUCGACAAGGCGAUCACGGAAGUCCUUCUCAGCGUCAUGCAGGAGUCGACGCAGGUCGUCCAGACGGUCAACACCAAGUACGACUUUACAAACAAAGUGACGUCGGUCGACGUGUGUGCGGUGACGCUGCCCGAGUACCAAUUGGACGCGGAAGACGGCACGGACGUUAGCACGGUGCUCUUCCACUUUGCCAAGACCGAGCAGGACGCGUUCAACUCGCUCGUGUACGGCGAGACCGUCUACGACAACCGUGCACCGGACGACACGACCAAGGUCAACUUGUACGACAAGUGCGAAACGUUUUUGCGGAGACGAAGAAGGCCUUUGUCCAAGGCAAGGGCAAGGACUGGACGUGAGGAUUGCGAGGCCAAGAUCACUGCCAUGGACGACGCCACCUUGAACCCGUUGGCGUGCGGCGCCGACCACGACGCCGAGCAUGGCUUUACGGGGUACCUCGACACGACCCACUGGUGCAACAUUGGCCGCCGUGAGCUCGGCAACCAGGGCGACAAGUGCUUUACGUACAGCGGGUACUCGAUCUUCUUCCUCGAGUCGGGCGAGACGCAAGAUCUGACGCUUGAAGCGAUCCCGGACUCUCACUUGACGCAGUGGCAGAUGCACGUCGGCUGCUGCAAGAGUUACGCUACCGUUCUUCAGGAGCUCCAAGACACGUGGGCCGCCAAGUAUGAGAGCCGGUACGAGACCGACUACCACUACCGCGGGUACAAGCCGACCAAGAACGCGCCGACAGACGAGCACUACCGCACGCUCUUGGAAGAAGACACCCUCUUGGAAGAAGGCGGGUACAGCAAGGCGCCGACCAAGCCGACCGUGGUCUCGCCCAAGUACGACUGCAAGAACGCUGCGUACGAAGCCACGAUCUUGUCGCGCGCGGCCGAAGUGACGAAAGACACUUACUUUGGACAGCUCACCGUGCGCACGGGCGAUGCCUCGACGACGACGAACGACAUUGACAACGUCAACAAGGCGCUCAACGAAGAGCUCGAGGAGUGGUUCCACCGCUGCACCAAGCUGCACGACGACUACGGCCACGAGGUCUCCACGUGGUGCCUCUCGAUCCACGAGUUCUGGUACCCCAAGUGCACGGCCACACCCACCGACACGUCGGUCGCGUGCCCGACUGCGAUCCAGGCUUGGUACGCUGCCCACCCCGACGCGGAGGCCCUCCCACAGCCAGCAUCCACGUACGGCGCGACGCACAAUGACGCGGCGACGCCUGUCUACGAAAACACCGACACCGUCUACUCUAACCACCGCCAGCACACGUGCUACAUGGCGGCGAGUCCGGCGUACGUCGACGUCUGCGACUCGCUCCACGUCAGCUGGGACAUUGCGACCGUCGUGCCGAUCGUGAGUACCAAGUGCUUUCCGCAGUCGUGCGUCCUCGCGCAGCUCUCGCAGUGCAUGGACAUUCCCGAGCCGACAUACAUGGCGAUCGGGUACGACUAUGUCGCGGAGCCGACGGACGACUACAACGGGUACCGCCCGUCGAGCUACCAGCGCCCGUCCAGCUACGCCACGUACAACCAGUACUCACGGGCGACCUUGCGAGUGCGUCGACAAGCUCGUCGUAUUUGGCUACCUUGGGCUUUGUCGCAGGUCGUUCUUCGCAAGCCAAAGGCGGCCGAGGCAACGUACAAACUCGUAUAG
Saprolegnia parasitica CBS 223.65 is the source of this 2568-nucleotide messenger RNA. RefSeq lists its product as hypothetical. Bases 1 to 2568 code for a protein of 855 amino acids. The transcript is spliced from 4 exons. The record is from RefSeq and is a predicted model, not a curated record. NCBI's taxonomy places the organism in Eukaryota, Oomycota, Saprolegniomycetes, Saprolegniales, Saprolegniaceae.